Molecule: messenger RNA, 1748 nt
Organism: Acanthopagrus latus (yellowfin seabream)
Lineage: Eukaryota; Metazoa; Chordata; Actinopteri; Spariformes; Sparidae
Gene: znhit6
Product: zinc finger HIT-type containing 6
Exons: 10
Coding region: 87-1271 (394 amino acids)
Biological process (GO): snoRNA localization; maturation of LSU-rRNA from tricistronic rRNA transcript (SSU-rRNA, 5.8S rRNA, LSU-rRNA); box C/D snoRNP assembly
Cellular component (GO): pre-snoRNP complex; nucleus
Source: RefSeq, a predicted model, not a curated record
GCCUGUGUCCACCGGCGGAAGAAGGUUUGUUUUGGUGCCGCUGCUGCUGCUGCUCGUGUCCAACGUGUGUCUUUACGUCUCCUGUAAUGAGCUCUGUAAUUUUACCAGCAACAGUCAUAAUGUCAACUGUGGAGAGCCACAUAGACGAAGACGGUCCGGAGGAAGAGCGGAGAGCGACCAAAAGAAAGAUUUCUCUGUCCAGUUGUGGUGUCUGUGGAUGCAAGGAGGCGAAGUACACAUGUCCUGCCUGUCAGGCCCACACCUGCAGCUUGCAGUGUGUGAGUAAACACAAGGAUGACUCGGGAUGCAGUGGAGUUAGAGAUAAAACGACCUUUGUGCCCCUGUCACACUUUGAUGAAAUGGCACUUCUUAGUGACUACAGGUUUCUGGAGGAUACAGGACGAUUUGCUGAUGGUGCCACCAGAGACAGUCUCAUCCGGACUCCUCGUACCACUUCAAAGGCAAAGAAGCUGGCAUCCUGUGCAAGAAAGAUGAACAUCAUCUUGAGAUUCCUCCCAGUCACCUUCACAAGGAGCAGAGAAAACUCCACCGUCUUCUAUGCAAAAGAACAACUCUUCAUGUGGCACCUGAAGCUCAUUUUCCCUCAGAGCAGUGCAGAGUUCAGCCAGAGGAGGGUGUCUGACAAGCAAACCCUGGAGCAGAUCUUGACUCCUUAUAUCCACCCUACAGAGUCUGACCCUGUGACACGACAAAAGUUGAAGAUGUAUGUGAAUGCUCCGUUUGAACAUGUUAAAGUCUUCAUGAAAGCAGAGGGGAGAAAAGCAAACUCUGUGAGGUACAAUGAGUUGGACAUUCAUAAGAGCCUAAGGGACAACCUCAGAUACAAAAUGCUGAUUGAAUAUCCUGUGCUGCAUGUCGUACUGAGAGAUCAUUGGAAGGAGUAUCCUCAGAAAGGACCAGCUGAACCUGUGUCGGCCUGCAGUAGUUGUGUAACUAAGAACAAGGGGGUGGACCACAAGAGGGAGGAAGUGACCCAAGUUUCACCAUCCCAAAAAGGAGCUUGCACCCCGGGAGAAACCAACAUCUGGACAGGAACCCCAGAGACCAGCCCUGAAACUGAACCCCCACAAGAGAAAAGAGCCAAGAGAGAAGUUGGCCAGGAAGAGCCAGAGGAGGGAGAGAUCGUAGACAGCGGUGAUGAAGAGGAGGAAGAAGGAAAUGCUGGCGUUGAUACCUCGUGUGUUAAGAGCUCUGACGGUGCCAAAAGCUCUGCUAAUGAGUUGAUUAAAGAUGAACCAGCACACAGUUAAUGUUGAAGCUGGUGUGAUUGAACACAGGGACAUUGGCAGGGCUCGGUGUGUAAAUUAGACCAUCAGCGGGUUCACUGAUGACAGUUCAGCUGCCAGAGGGAGUGCUGAGGUCAGCAUGAGUAAGAAGGACGCUGCGAAGAAGCCGAGGCCUGUUCAUACCCGUCACUGUCAUGAUGACAAUGAGUCAGCUAAGGCUGCUGACAGCUGUGUAUUAGAAUGAGAACGCCCAGAUGUUCAGCAGGACAUUAAUUUGGAGGCAGACAUAUCUGACAGGAAGUCAUUAAUCUUGUGUCAGUGUGCAGUGGACCAGUGCAGCCUGACAGUGUUUUCAGUUGUUUUCUACAGAUUGUUUUAAGAAAGAACACUGGUAGUGUUGUAUGUAUGUCAUUGUUUAUAAAGUAAACAUUUCAGUGUCAACAUGUAUAAUUAAGAUUUAGCUGAUUUGACAUUCUUUAAUAAAGACAAUUUUUUGGAAAA